AUGGAUACGAGUAAAUACAUCAGUGAUGGUCAAAAGUUAGGGUAUGAAGCUGAACAGUUGAGAGAGUAUGUAGCAAAAUGUGAACAACAGUACCUAGAGCGUGAAGAGAGAGCACGUGUACGUGAGGAUGAAAGAAAGAGACAGGAAUUAGAAGUGUUAAGAUUAAACCAUGAAUUAGAAAUGGAAAAGCAAGAACUUGACAGAAAGUUUCAGCGAGAAGAACAGCAACGGGCAUUAGAGAAGGAGCAUAUGGAGAUAGAAAAAAUGAAACUACAGGUACAAUUGGGCGAACAGAAAACCAAAUUCAGUGCAAGUACAUCAGGUGAAACAAAGGUUAAAGCACCACGCCCAAAGUUACCUGCGUUCGAUGAAAAUAAAGACGAUAUGGACGCAUUUUUAGAUCGUUUUGAACGCUUUGCUUCUAGUCAGCAGUGGCCAAGAGAGAGUUGGUCAGUGAGUCUAAGCCCAUUGUUAACCGGUAAAGGUCUGCAGGCGUAUUCUAGCAUGCCAGCCCAGGAAGCUAAUAACUAUGACAACUUUAAAGUAGCCUUGUUGAAGAGAUAUAUGCUGACCGAAGAAGGGUUUCGGGUUAAGUUCAGAAAUUGUAAACCUGACAGUGGGGAAACGGUGUUUCAAUUUGUUGCUAGGAUGAAGAGAUAUUAUCAAAGAUGGAAAGAACUCUCAGAAGUUGAAGAUACAGUAGAAAGCCUCGAUGACCUCAUCAUACGAGAGCAAUUCAUGUCGACAUGCUCCAAUGAACUGUCAGUGUUCUUAAAAGAAAGGAAGCCAAGGACUGUUGAUGAGAUGACCAGGUUAGCAGAGCAAUACCUUGAGGCACACAGUGGGGCCCCAGUCAAGGGGAAGAAUAAUUUUAGACACCCAAACAAGGCCGUUGUUGUGAAUAGUAGUAAGCAGUCAGAACCAGGGAAGUCGGACAUGAAGACCGUAGAAAAGGAUCAAUGUCGCUUAUGUUUCAGAAGAGGACAUUUUGCUAAAGAAUGCCCUAUGAGUGACAAGUGUUUUUUGUGUCACAAGCAUGGACACAUUGCUAAGAACUGUCCUCAAAGUACCAAAAAGUCAGUGGCCAGUGGUUGUAGCAACUCAGUUACAAGUAAAAAUAUGCCUGUUAUCAGUGGCUUUGUUGGAAAGAAGAGGGUUAGCGUCUUAAGGGAUACAGGCUGUAGUGGAGUAGCGGUGAGAGCGUCAUUAGUUGAGAAGGGUCAUUUUACUGGUGGAGAGCAUUCAUGUGUACUUAUAGAUGGGACUGUCCGUCAGUUUCCUGUAGCAAAUGUGCACAUUGAUACACCAUAUUAUGUGGGCCUAGUGGAGGCAAUGGUUAUGGAAAAACCAGUUUACGAUGUAGUGUUAGGUAAUAUACCAGGUGUUAGCAAUAUACCAGAUCCAGAGUGGAGACAAGAGGUGGAGAUAGGAGCUGUGACAACAAGAGCACAAGCUAAGAAGGAAAAGUUAGAUAUAAGACCGCUUAAGGUGGCAUUACCAGGCAUUCAAGAGGUGAACUCGAAUGAGUUAAUAGCAGCACAGAAAGCUGAUAGUUCACUUGAGAAAUGUUACCAAUUAGCAAGUAGUGGUGAAUUGAAGCAGACCAAGGGACAAGGUUCCUAUGGUUUUGUUGUGAAAAAUGAUAUAUUAUAUAAGUGUUACAAGAAUAGUGAUAAGGAAGUCUUGCAAGUAGUAGUGCCAAAGCCAUAUAGGGAAGAAGUUAUGAAAUUAGCCCAUGAAAGCAUAGUAGGGGGUCACUUAGGAGUCAAGAAAACCAGUGACAGAAUAACCAGUGCCUUUUAUUGGCCAGGUCACAUAAGUGACAUUAGUCGUUAUUGCAAGUCAUGUGAUGUGUGCCAACGAACAACCCCAAGGGGAAAGGUUACCAAAGUUCCCAUGGGAGAAAUGCCAUUAAUUGAUGUCCCGUUCCAUCGCAUAGCUGUUGAUCUGAUUGGCCCAAUUGCUCCAGUGACCGAGCGUGGAAACCGCUACAUUUUGACUGUAGUUGACUAUGCGACACGUUACCCUGAAGCCAUAGCCUUACCGAGAAUUGAGACAGAGCGCGUGGCUGAAGCCUUACUGGAAGUAUUCUGUCGUAUAGGAUUCCCAAAAGAAGUGCUGAGUGAUUGCGGGACACAGUUUACGUCAGACCUUAUGAAAGAAGUAUCCAGAUUGAUCUCUAUGAAACAGUUGUUUACGACGCCAUACAAUCCCAAGUGUAAUGGCCUUUGUGAGCGGAUGAACGGUGUACUCAAGAGCAUGAUAAAGAAAAUGUGCCAAGAGAGACCCAAGGACUGGGACAGAUAUUUACCAGCAGUUUUGUUUGCAUACAGAGAAGUGCCUCAAGCCAGUCUAGGAUUCUCGCCUUUUGAAUUGUUGUAUGGGAGAACCGUGAGGGGGCCAAUGGAAAUUUUGAAGGAGUUGUGGACAGAAAGUACGACGCCAGAAGUACAGAACACAUACCAGUACAUAAUAGACCUGAGAAACCGAUUGGAAGACACGUGCAAGCUAGCUCGUGAAAGUUUGCGUGCAGCGCAAGGCAUUAGCAAGCAUCACUAUGAUAAGAAGGCAAGAGAUCGCACCUUUAAAAAAGGCGAAAAGGUGUUGCUACUCCUACCCACGGACCAUAACAAGUUGACAUUACAGUGGAAGGGUCCAUUCGAAGUUGCUGAAGUUGUUAACAAAUGGGAUUGCCGUGUCUCUGUUAAUGGUAAAAUGAAGACGUACCAUGUAAACCUCCUGAAGAAAUACUUGGAACGAGACACCCCUAUCCAAGAAAUGGAACAAGUGAAUAUGGCAGUAAUCGAACCAGACCUACAUGAUGAAGGGGUAAUUGACGAUGAAAAUUUGCUUGAAUUAGAAUGGCAGAGCAAACCUGAAAGUUACCAUGAUGUUAAGAUCAAUGAAGAACUUUCCGAGGACAAGAAGUCGGAUUUGAGGAAGUUAGUUGAGGAAUACCAAAGCAUAUUCACAGAGAAGCCUGGAAGUACGAGUCUAGAAGAACACAGUGUGACACUAGUAUCGAAGGAACCCAUUCGAGUGAAACAGUACAGUCUGCCAUAUGCAACCAGAACAAUUGUGCAUGAUGAAGUGAAAACAAUGUUGGACAAUGAUAUAAUAGAACCGUCUAAUUCCCCAUAUAACUCACCCAUAGUGAUAGUGCGCAAGAAGGAUGGAUCAUCCAGGUUUUGUGUUGACUUCCGUCGACUCAAUGCAGUGACUUGCUUUGACACAGAACCAAUGGGCAACGCAGAAGAUAUCAUAGCACGAUUGAGCGAUGAUGUGUACUAUAGUAAAGUUGACCUAAGCAAGGGGUACUGGCAGAUUCCGAUGAGCGAAGAAAGUAAACCAUUGACAUCAUUUUCAACCUCAGAAGGAAGUUAUCAGUUUAAAAGGAUGCCAUUUGGUAUGGUGAAUUCAGGUGCCACUUUCAACAAAAUGAUGAGAAAGCUGCUAAAUGGUGCCCAGAACCUUGAUCACUAUGUGGAUGACGUGCUGUGUCACACAACUACGUGGGCAGAACAUUUAAAGACUCUGAGAGAGUUAUUUCAGCGUGUGCGUGAUGCAGGGCUCACAAUUAGACCUAGCAAGUGUUGGCUAGGAUACCAGACUGUGAAUUUUGUUGGUCAUCAAAUUGGUGAGGGCAAGGUUGCCAUGGAAACUGAAAAGGUAGACAGAUUAAGGAAUGCACCACGACCACAGACGAAGAAACAAGUUAGGUCGUUUAUAGGACUGGCAGGAUAUUACAGGAAGUUCAUUCCCAAUUUCAGUGAAUUAUCGGCCCCACUGACCGAUUUGACCAAGAAGGGGGAACCAACUGUCGUACGAUGGGAAGAGCCACAAGAAUGUGCCUUUCAAACACUUAGGAAAUUGUUAAUUUCUGCCCCAAUACUGCGAAUGCCAGACUUCAGUCGCUCUUUCAUACUCCGAACAGAUGCAUCGGAUGUAGGGGUAGGGGCUGUGCUAUUGCAGAAGUAUGAUGACGAGUUAUUCCCUGUUGCUUAUGCCAGUAAAAAGUUGUUGCCAAGAGAAAAAAAUUACUCUGUGAUAGAACGAGAGUGUCUUGCUGUAGUGUUUGGUGUGAAAAAAUUCCAAAAUUACUUGUAUGGGAAGGAGUUCACAGUGCAAACUGAUCAUGAACCGUUAACCUACCUCCAGAAGUCAAAGACAGAAAAUGGUCGAUUGAUGAGAUGGGCACUUUAUUUGCAGAGUUAUAGGUUCAGAGUUGAAGCCAUUAAGGGAUCAGAUAAUGUGGGUGCAGAUUACCUCAGUAGGUUGUGUUAA
Molecule: messenger RNA, 4284 nt
Organism: Lingula anatina
Lineage: Eukaryota; Metazoa; Brachiopoda; Lingulata; Lingulida; Lingulidae
Biological process (GO): DNA integration
Molecular function (GO): zinc ion binding; nucleic acid binding
Source: RefSeq, a predicted model, not a curated record